Molecule: messenger RNA, 2164 nt
Organism: Ornithodoros turicata
Lineage: Eukaryota; Metazoa; Arthropoda; Arachnida; Ixodida; Argasidae
Product: transmembrane protein 62-like
Exons: 13
Coding region: 102-2078 (658 amino acids)
Source: RefSeq, a predicted model, not a curated record
UGCCGGCGGCCGGGCGGGUAGAUGUGUAUUACGCUUGUCGGUCUGUCGGUCCCCUGCAAAUUUAUCCCUUCUGUUCCCCACAUUUACUAGUUUCAAAGUAUAUGGCCUGCACGAAAACGGCACUACUUAUUCUUACUUGUUUCAUACUGGCCUCUGUCAUGGUUGCUCGGAUACAGGAGGCUAUUCACGUAGAAGAUGCAGACCCGUCAAAAUUCGCGUCUCGUUCCACGGACAGCGUUGUUCUUGAUGAUGGGUAUCACCGACUGAUGCAUUUCAUUCAGGUGACGGACACUCACCUUUCGGUCUUUGGUGAUGCAACUCGAGCCAGUGAACUCAAGGAAUUCAUUGUCGACACUGUUCUGGGUGUUAUCAAGCCGCCCAUCGUAGUUAUGACAGGUGACAUAACAGAUUCAGUUGGCUCUGGGUUCUUGCAAUCACAACAAAUUCAAGAAGAAUGGGAGCUGUACUCUAAAGCCAUCUCCGAUACAGGUGUCGCAAAGGAGCUCGUCUGGCUGGACAUGCGUGGGAACCAUGAUAACUUAAACUUGGCAGAUCCCAACAGCGAUAAAAAUUUCUACAGGCAUUACUCUGUUCAAGGGCCGAUUCAUCCUCACUCGUACCUGUACACCUACAAGGAUGGCGCUGAGUCCUAUACUUUUAUUGGCAUCGAUACAUGCACAGACCCAGGAGUGAAAAGACCAUUCAAUUUCAUAGGGUCUGUGAAUAAGGACAACUAUAAAUUGCUGCAGCAAAUGAAGGAGGACAGCCGAGGAAGCAACAUGACUAUCUGGUUUGGACAUCAUCCCACAUCAUCGGUUGAUUCUGCCUCACCUGGACUCCGAGUACUCAUGAGCGGUGAUGGGCCAUACCUGUGUGGACAUUAUCACACUAUUGGAGGCCUCUUCUGGCAUCUCUAUACAAUGCAUUCCACAGACUUUCUGGAACUGGAGUUGGCAGAUUGGAAACAUAACCGAAUGUACAGAGUAGCAGCCAUUGACCACGGUCUCUUCAGUUUUAUUGAUGUUCGUCACAACGAUUGGCCCGUAAUUUUGAUAACAAAUCCCAAGAAUGCUCUGCUAACCAUGCCAGGGGCUGAGCCAGUGUUCCGCAUCAGAAGUUCCUCCCACGUCAGGGUGCUUGUGUACUCACCAAAGGCAGUUGUGGGAGUUACCUACAGUAUUGACGGAGGAGACUGGAUCACACUCCGCAGGGUGGACAACAGCAGCCUGUGGGUGGCUCCUUGGCAGCCAGAGCUGUAUGAACAUGGGCUUCACAAUAUCGUGGUUCGUGCAAGCCACAACAGUGGGUUCAAAGAGCAGACGCAGCCCUUUUCGAUUGACGGAUCACGGCCGUCUUUCCCACUGGGGGCACGUUUCAUUCUUAUGCAACACAUCUAUAUGUUCCAAGGAAUAUUUGCAUUUAUGGUGUGCCUUGUUGUGCUUCCUCUGAUUUACCUCAAAAUAAUGCAAGUGACCGGCAAGGUGGGCCACCUGCCGUCAAGACAGUUCUUCUGUUCACGCCUGCUAUUGAAACUGAACCUUCUGGUGUCUAUAAACCGGUUAUUCUGGCCGGUCAUCUUGCUGCCCUUAUAUGCUUGUGGGGGGCCAUGGUUUGUUGGAGAGCUGGUGGAUGGUCACACAGGUGUGUGCUUCAUCUGGGGUCUCUACAUCAAUGGAUUUGUUGUUCCCAGUGGUUUCACCUAUGUAUUUGCGAGUCUUUUUAUGCUCAUCGGGUACCUCCCCUUUGUGCUGUCUCUGGCAUCUUUGCUGUGGCAACGGAGACAGAGCUGCCUGUAUGAUAAGCCCAGUGGCAGAACGUGCCCAGGAUGCUGCAUGAUUGUUGUCGUCGUGGCACAAACACUGUGGGCUGGCAUGUUUGUCCUGGCCUACGGCUACCUUGCCCUAGUGCUGGGGUUCCUCACCACCGGAGCCGUCCUUGUGACACUCUUUACCUGGCGGAAGGCAAUCAAUGUCUCGCAUCAUGAAUUAGUAGUAUUUGAGAAUCUUUUACCUCCCCGAUUGCAGUCAAAGGUCACUUUGCCAUCGAAACCUUCCACACAAGUGCAGGAGCCCAGCUGAUUUUGUUAAUUGUGGUAUACAGCAUAGGGAGACAUAAUUUUUUGCCUGAUAGAAAGCAGUGUGCAUAAAUCCCCUUGUACGAUUCA